UCGCAGCGUCACAGACAGACAGGCAGACAGACAGGUCGCAGCGUCACAGCCCUGUGUGUCGGUCGGGACCUAGCGUUAGCUGCGGUGUAAGCUGCGGGGGAGAGGCGGUUCUUGAAGGCGUGGAAACCCACUUGACGUUACCGAUAACGGGAUAUCGAUCCCAAGUGAUCGGUGCCGAUGAAACGACCCGUCUCGUGUGGACCCGGAGGAGAAGAAGAGACUUUUACAGGACUGAUGGCUCCAGAGUGACAUGCCAUGGCGUUGAUGAUCCCCCCGGUGAAGCUCAAAUGGCUGGAGCACCUGAACAGCUCGUGGAUCACGGAGGACAGCGAGUCCAUCGCCACGCGGGACGGCGUGUCGGUGCUCUACUCCAAGCUGCUGGCCAACAAAGAGGCGGUGCUGCUGCCCCAGCAGGUGCUGUGUCUGAAGGGCCCCCAGCUGCCAGACUUUGAGCGCGAGUCCCUCUCCAGCGACGAGCAGGAGCACUACCUGGACGCCCUGCUCAGCAGCCAGCUGGCCUUGGCCAAGAUGGUGUGCUCCGACUCUCCCUUCGCCGCCGCCCUGCGCAAACGCGUGCUGGUGCUCCAGCGCAUCUUCUACGCGCUCUCCAACAAGUACCACGACAAGGGAAAGGUCAAGCAGCAGCAGCACUCCCCGGAGAGCAGCUCGGGCUCGGCCGACCUGCACUCCGUGAGCGAGCGGCCGCGCUCCAGCACGGACGCCCUCAUCGAGAUGGGCGUCCGCACGGGCCUCAGCCUCCUCUUCGCUCUGCUGCGCCAGAGCUGGAUGAUGCCGCCGCCGCCCGGCCUCGCCGGGAGCGCCGGAGGCAACAUCAACUUGUGCAACGACGUCAUCCACACGGCCAUCGACGUGGUCAGCUCCCUGCCGCCCCUCUCGCUGGCCAACGAGAGCAAGAUCCCGCCGAUGGGCCUGGACUGCCUGGCCCAGGUCACCGCGUUCCUGAAGGGGGUGACCAUGCCGAACUCCGGGGCGGAUAUCUUAGGGCGGCGGCUGGCCUCGGAGCUGCUGCUGGGCCUGGCCUCCCAGAGGGGCUCCCUGCGCUACCUGCUGGAGUGGAUCGAGAUGGCCUUGGCUGCAUCGGCCGUGGUCAGCGCCAUGGAGGAGAACAAGGUGCUGCAGAACCAGGAGGGGCUCAUCGGCUACGAUUGUUUCAUGAACAUCCUCAUGCAGAUGAGGCGCUCGUUGGGCUCCUCAGCUGAUCGCAGCCAGUGGAGAGAACCCACCCGGACCCCCGACAGCUUGUGCUCGUUGUACGAGGCGGCGCUCUGUCUUUUAGAAGAGGUGUGUCGCAUGGCGUCGGACUACUCUCGCACCUGCGUCAGCCCCGACAGCGUCCAGACCGGCGAGGCCCCCGUGGCGUCCGAGAGCUGCGAGGUGUACGUGUGGGGCAGCAACAGCAGCCACCAGCUGGUGGAGGGAACGCAGGAGAAGAUCCUGCAGCCCAAGUUGGCCGCGAGCUUCGCCGACGCACAGACGAUUGAGGCGGGCCAGUACUGCACCUUUGUGAUCUCGAGUGACGGCUCGGUCCGGGCCUGUGGGAAGGGCAGCUACGGCCGGCUGGGCCUCGGCGACUCCAACAACCAGUCCACGCUGAAGAAGCUGACCUUUGAACCCCACCGCGCCGUCAAGAAGGUGUCGUCGUCCAAGGGCUCGGACGGCCACACGCUGGCCUUCACGACGGAGGGUGAGGUGUUCAGCUGGGGUGACGGUGAUUACGGCAAACUGGGUCACGGGAACAGCUCCACGCAGAAAUACCCCAAACUGAUCCAGGGGCCGCUGCAGGGGAAGGUGGUGGUGUGCGUGUCUGCCGGCUACAGACACAGCGCCGCCGUCAGUGAGGACGGAGAGCUGUACACGUGGGGCGAAGGAGAUUUCGGCCGAUUGGGUCACGGCGACAGCAACAGCCGGAACAUUCCCACCCUGGUGAAGGACGUCAGCAACGUGGGGGAGGUGUCGUGCGGCAGCUCGCACACCAUCGCGCUGUCGAAGGACGGGCGCACCGUGUGGUCCUUCGGAGGAGGCGACAACGGAAAACUCGGUCACGGUGACACCAACCGGGUCUACAAGCCAAAGGUCGUGGAAGCCCUGCAAGGGAUGUUCAUCCGAAAGGUGUGUGCAGGGAGCCAGUCGUCUCUCGCCUUGACCUCCACCGGACAGGUGUACGCGUGGGGCUGCGGCGCCUGUCUGGGCUGCGGUUCCUCCGAGGCCACGGCUCUCAGGCCCAAACUCAUCGAGGAGCUGGCUACCACCAGGGUGGUGGACAUCUCCAUCGGGGACAGCCACUGCCUGGCCCUGUCGCACGACAAUGAAGUGUACGCGUGGGGCAACAACUCCAUGGGCCAGUGCGGCCAGGGCAACUCCACGGGGCCCAUCACCAAGCCCAAGAAGGUGGUCGGCCUGGACGGGGUCGCUAUUCAGCAGAUCUCAGCCGGCACCUCCCACAGCCUGGCGUGGACCGCCCUGCCCAGAGACAGGCAGGUGGUGGCUUGGCACAGGCCCUACUGCGUCGACCUGGAGGAGAGCACCUUCUCCCACCUGCGCUCCUUCCUCGAGCGCUACUGCGACGGCAUCAACAGUGAAGUCCCGCCCCUUCCGUUCCCGUCAUCCAGGGAGCAUCAUAACUUCCUCAAGCUGUGCCUUCGGCUCUUGUCCAAUCACCUGGCUCUGGCUCUGGCCGGGGGCGUGGCCACCAGUAUCUUAGGCCGGCAGGCCAGACCCCUGAGGAACCUGCUCUUCAGACUGAUGGACUCCUCGGUGCCGGAUGAGAUCCAGGAGGCGGUGAUUGAGACUCUGUCAGUCGGGGCGACCAUGCUGCUGCCUCCACUGAGAGAGAGGAUGGAGCUCCUCCACUCGUUGCUGCCUCAGGGCCCUGACCGAUGGGAGAGUCUCUCCAAAGGACAGAGGAUGCAGCUCGACAUCAUCCUGACCAGCCUGCAGGACCACACCCACGUGGCCUCGCUCCUGGGCUACAGCUCUCCGGCCGACGGGCCCGAGGGGCUCUGCUCCGGGCCGGGCUUCACGGCCGCCCCGGACCCGGCGUAUGGCACCGCGGCCGGACCCCCCGACACCCACCUGGCCGAGAUCCUCAUGAAGACGCUGCUCAGGAACCUGGGCUUCUACACCGAUCAGGCCUUCGGGGAGCUGGAGAAGAACAGCGACAAGCUGCAGCAGGGCACCUCCUCCUCCGACAGCAGCCAGCCGGCUCACCUCCACCAGCUGCUGUGCUCCCUGCAGAAGCAGCUGCUGGCGUACUGCCACAUCAACGCCGUCACCGAGAGCUCCAGCAGCGUGGCGUUGCUCCACAAACACCUGCAGCUGCUGCUGCCGCACGCCACCGACAUCUUCACCCGCUCGGCCGCCCUGAUCCAAGAGAGCUCGUCUCUGAACGGCAGCAUGCGAGAGAAGCUGCAAGACGUGAUCUACGUGUCGGCGGCCGGCAGCAUGCUGUGCCAGAUCAUCAACUCCCUGCUGCUGCUGCCGGUGUCGGUGGCGAGGCCUCUGCUGAGCCACCUGCUGGACCUGCUGCCUCCUCUGGACCGCCUCAACCGGCUGCUGCCCGCCGCCUCCCCUCUGGAGGACCAGGAGCUGCAGUGGCCCCUUCACGGGGCGUCGGACUUUGCCGAGCCGACCUCCGGGACGACCCUGCCACAGCCGGCGCUCUCCUGGGUGUGGCUCGUGGACCUGGAGAGGACGGUCGCCCUGCUGGUGGGUCGCUGCCUCGGUGGGAUGCUGCAGGGGGCGCCGACCUCUCCGGAGGAGCAGGACACCGGCUACUGGCUCAAAACGCCCCUCUUCAGCAACGGCUUGGAGAUGGACAUCCCGCAGCUCGACUCCAGCAUCAGCUCAUUACUGGAGGCGGCGCUGUCCGGCAAUGAGGAGCAGAAGCCCUUCGACUCCACACUGCGGCCCGACUUGAGCGUCUUGGUGGACUUGGCGCUGUGCUCCUCUAAAGAACCUGCCAACAGCCUCUGGAUCAACAUGCAGGACUACGGCAUGAGCAAAGACUGGGACAACGCGUCUCUCAGUAACGAGUCCCUGCUGGACACCGUGUCCAGGUUUGUGUUGGCAGCCUUGCUGAAGCACACAGGGCUGCUGCACCAAGCCUGUGGAGAGGGCAGGUACCAACCCUCUAAGACCCUGGCGGAGGUCUAUCGCAGUGUCUAUAAGGUCCGGAACCGCCUGCUGGCCUGUAAGAAUAUGGACUUCAUCCAGACCAGGUCCUCUUCCCGGGAGAGGAGGAUUUCGGACAAUCAGGACUCUCUGGACAUGGACCCCCAGGAGCACUCGUUCACGCGCACCAUCGACGAGGAGGCGGAGCUAGAGGAGCGAGCCGACCGCGAGAGAGAGGAGGGCCAUCAGGAACAGGACGACGAGGAGGAGGAGCGGGAGCACGAAGUAAUGACGGCUGGAAAAAUCUUUCAAUGUUUCCUCUCAGCGCGGGAUGUGGCUCGCAGUCGGGACAGAGAGCGGACCAGCAGCAGCACGGGACUCGGCUCCGGCUCCAGGAGCGCAGGAGGAGGUGGAGGAGGUGGAGAGGAGGAGGACACCAGCCUCUCUCAGGAGGGGAGGAGGGGCAGCACCGGUCUCCCAGAGGGCCAGGACCUGUACACCGCCGCCUGUAACUCCGUGAUCCACCGCUGCGCCCUGCUGCUGCUGGGCGUGAGCCCUGUGCUGGGGGAGCUGACCAAGCAGGACCACGAGGAGGACCAGACCCAGUCCACCACGGGGACGCAGGAGUGUCUGAGCUUCAUGACCAGGAGCGAGAGUCUGAGUGCUGAGCGGUCGGUGCAGAACAGCCCGAGUUACAGACUCAUGAAGUCCAGGAGCGAGUCGGACCUCUCACAGCCCGAGUCUGACGAGGAGGGUUACGCUCUGAGCGGAAGGAGGAACGUUGACCCGGACUUGACGUUCUCUCACAAAAAGAGAGGUUUACUCCACAGCUCGCCGGACUCCCUGGCCGAGUCCUGGUUCCGGGCCAAACUGAGCCGCCAGCGCAGCUACGGCUCCGCCCUCUUUUACGAGGAGGCGGAGCUAGAACUGAGCCGCUCGCUGGGCGUCCACGCCCUCAUCGACAACAUGGUCAGCUUCAUCAGCGGCGACGUGGGCCUCGCUCCGGCCUUCAAGGAGCCCGAGGAGAGCAUGUCCACCGGCCCCCAGGCAACGGUCCUGGCCAUGGAGCAGCAGCAGAGCAGGGCGGAGCUGCGGUUGGAGGCGCUCCACCAGAUCGUGGUGCUGAUCUCCGGCAUGGAGGAGAAGGGCAGCCAGCCCGGCGGCGCCUUCCAGUCCUCCUCGCUGCUCACCUCCGUCCGGCUGCAGUUCCUGGCGGGCUGCUUCGGCCUCGGCACCGUGGGCGCCGGAGGGCUGAAGAGGGAGAGCGUGCAGCUGCAUCACUACCAGGACGGUGUAAAAGCAGCGAAGAGGAGCCUCCAGAUGGAAAUCCAGACAGCCGUUCAUAAGAUCUACCAGCAACUGUCCGUCACCCUGGAGAGAGCGCUGCAGGCAAACAAGCACCACAUAGAAGCCCAGCAGCGCCUCCUGCUGGUCACCGUCUUCGCCCUGAGCGUGCGCUACCAGCCGGUGGACGUGUCGCUGGCCAUCUCCAGCGGGCUGCUCAGCGUGCUGUCGCAGCUCUGCGGCACGGAGACGAUGCUCGGCCAGCCGCUGCAGCUGCUGCAGAAACCCGGAGUGUCUCAGCUCAGCACCGCCCUCAAGGUGGCCUCCACCCGCCUGCUGCAGAUCCUGGCCAUCAGCACCGGGACGUAUGCGGACAAGUUGAGUCCCAAGGUGGUCCAGUCGCUGCUGGAUCUGCUCUGCAGUCAGCUGAAGAACCUGCUGGCUCAGGCCGGAGUCAGCCUGCUCUCCGCCGGACAGGAGGACGGCAAGCAUGAGGACGGAGCCGACGCCGAGAAGAAGGACUUCAGAGGUGACGGAGCGUUGAUCCGUAAGCAGCACACGGCUGAGCUUCACCUCGGGGACUUCCUCGUCUUCCUCCGGAGAGUUGUGUCCUCCAAGGCCAUCCAGUCCAAGAUGGCCUCCCCUAAGUGGACCGAAGUGCUGCUCAACAUCGCUGCACAGAAAUGCUGCUCAGGGGUCCCUCUGGUGGGGAACCUGAGAACUCGGCUCCUGGCUCUCCAUGUGCUGGAGGCCGUCCUGCCGGCCUGCGAGGCCAACAUGGAGGACGACCAGAUGACGCAGGUGGUGGAGCGGCUCUUCGCCCUUUUGUCCGACUGCAUGUGGGAAGCUCCCGUCGCCCAAGCCAAGCACUCGAUCCAGAUCAAAGAACGGGUCCAGGAACUCAAACUGCAGGGCGAGGCAGAGGAGGAGGACGAGAACCUCCCCAUCCAGGAGGUGUCCUUCGACCCGGAGAAGGCUCAGUGCUGCGUGGUGGAAAACGGGCAGGGCCUGACGCACGGCAGCGGGGGCAAAGGCUACGGCCUGGCCUCCACCGGCGUCUCCUCCGGGUGCUACCAGUGGAAGUUUUACAUCGUGAAGGAGAACCGGGGCAACGAGGGCACGUGCGUGGGCGUCUCGCGGUGGCCCGUGCAUGACUUCAACCACCGCACCACGUCGGACAUGUGGCUGUACCGGGCGUACAGCGGGAACCUCUAUCACAACGGGGAGCAGACGCUGACCCUCAGCAGCUUCACCCAGGGAGACUUCAUCACCUGCGUGCUGGACAUGGAGGCCAGGACCAUCUCCUUCGGCAAGAACGGAGAGGAGCCGAAGUUGGCCUUCGAGGACGUCGACGCCACGGAGCUCUACCCGUGUGUGAUGUUCUACAGCAGUAACCCAGGAGAGAAGGUGAAGAUCUGCGACAUGCAGAUGAGGGGGACGCCGCGAGACCUCCUACCCGGAGACCCGGUCUGCAGCCCCAUGGCCACCGUGCUGGCCGAGGCCACCACGCAGCUGAUCCGCGUCCUGCAUCGCACCGACCACUGGACCCAGCGCAUCAACAAGACCAUGACGGAGCGGCUGCACCGGAUCAAGCCGUGCUUCAGAGAGUCCGGCGGCGGCCCGAGGCUGAAGAAGAGUCGCUCGGUGCAGAGCCGCGAGGAGCACGACGCCCAGAGGGAGAGCCAGGAGACGCCGGCGAGGGCGGAGGAGGAGCGGGGGCGCCACGGCCGGCAGCACGGCCUGGCGGAGCUGUCGGAGCACCACCUGAGGACGCUGUGCACGGAGGUGUGGCCGGUGCUGUCGGUGAUCGGGGGGGCGGACGCCGGCCUGCGCGUCGGCGGCCGCUGCGUGCACAAGCAGACCGGGAGGCACGCCACGCUGCUGGGCGUGGUCAAGGAAGGCAGCACCUCGGCCAAGGUGCAGUGGGACGAGGCCGAGAUCACCAUCAGCUUCCCAACUUUCUGGUCGCCUAGUGACACUCCGCUUUACAACCUGGAGCCCUGCGAGCCGCUGCCCUUCGACGUGGCGCGUUUCCGCGGCCUCACCGCCUCGCUGCUGCUGGACCUCACGUACCUCACCAGCAUCCACGAGGAGGCCGGCGGCAAGCCGGGCGCGCGGCGCCACGACAAGAAGCAUCGCGGCGCGGCCUCGACCGGCCCGGAGCCGGCCGGGAACGAGGACAAGGCGGAGAGCGAGGGGCGCGACCGUCACGAGCGGAGGGCCGACGGCGGAGCCUCGCCGAACGCCGCGACCUCCGACCUGCGCGUGUCCCAUAGCCUGGACGAGGUGAAGGCUCACGCGGCGCCCAACUCCAAGUCGGAGAGCGAGAUCUCCUCCGCGGCCGGCGGGAACGAGACCCUCUUCGCCGCCGCCGCCGCGCCUCACGCCCCCGCCGAGGGGAACAGGAAGAAAGGCCACGAGCACGGCUCCCGCGCACACGAGCACUCGCCGUCCGCCGGCGCCACGCAGUCGGAGAUCCACGCCGUGCAGAUGUCCUACCUCUACCUGGGCGCCAUGAAGACCCUCAGCGCCCUGCUGAGCUGCAGCAAGUACGCCGAGCUGCUGCUCAUCCCCAAGGUGAUACCAGAGGCGGCGCCCAGCGGCCACAAUGCCGAUCUGAACGCCGGCGGGGGCGGGAGCGCGGCCGCCACCUCGCCGGUGUGCCAGGAGGAGGUGGAGAUGCGGGCGGCUCUGCAGUUCCUCAUGCGCCACAUGGUGAAGCGGGCGGUGAUGCGCUCCCCCAUCAAGCGGGCCUUGGGCCUGGCCGACCUGGAGAGGGCGCAGGCCAUGAUCUACAAGCUCGUGGUGAACGGGCUGCUGGAGGAGCCCAGCGGGGGGAAGGCCAAGCCGGGGGCGAGAAGCGAACCGGAAGGCGAGGGCGACGUCGCGGAGGGCGAGCCGUCGGCUCAGACCCCGAUCACCACCAGCCCCUCGGCCUCCAGCACCACCUCCUUCAUGAGCUCCUCGCUGGAGGACACCACCACGGCCACCACGCCCGUCACGGACACGGAGACCGCCCCGGCCUCGGAGUCCCCGGGGGUCAUGCCCCUCAGCCUGCUCAGGCAAAUGUUCUCCAGCUACCCGACCAGCACCCUGGUUCCGACCCGUCGGGCUCAGACUCCUCCGGUGUCGUCUCUGCCGACCUCGCCCUCCGAGGAGGUCGGGCGCCGGCAGAGUCUCACCUCCCCGGACUCCCACCCCUCCAGACCUCAAAACAGAACGGGCACCUCUCUGUCGGACCCCAGCAGCAGGCUGUCCACGUCUCCCCCUCCUCCGGCCAUCGCCGUCCCCCUGUUGGAGAUGGGCUUCUCUCUGCGGCAGAUCACCAAAGCUCUGGACGCCACCGGCGCUCGAGGGGAAGCGGACGCUCAGAACAUCACGGUGCUCGCCAUGUGGAUGAUCGAGCACCCGGGCACGGAGGACGAGCACGACGAGCCCCACGCCGACGACGGCGGCGGCGGGGGGGGGAGGGGCUCCGACUCGUCCUGCCCGGGAGCGACGGCCUCUUCCGGAGGCAAGUCCCUGGACCGGAGUCCGUACCUGUGCUCCCCCGGAGACGUCGCAGACGCCUCCGAGAUGGAGGAGGGCUUCAGCGAGAGUCUCGAAGGUCUGGACCAGGACAACGCAGCGGCCUCCAGCGGCGGUCCGCUCAGAGGACGCUCCGCUGUGGGCAGGAAACACCGCUUUGACCUCGCUGCCCGCACGCUGCUGGCCCGCGCUGCCGGACUGUACCGGUCUGUGCAGGCCCACCACAGCCAGUCCCGCCGUGAGGUCUCGUCCCUGCAGCAGCAGCAGGACCCGGGCGCCCUGUACGACUUCAACCUGGACGAGGAGCUGGAGAUGGACCUGGACGAGGAGACCAUGGAGGCCAUGUUCGGCCAGGACCUCGCCACCGACACCGACAUCCUGGGAAUGUGGAUCCCGGAGGUACUGGACUGGCCAACAUGGCACGUGUGCGAGACCGACGACCGCGACGAAGUGGUGGUGUGCGAGCUGUGCGAGGCCAACGUGGCCAACUUCAACCAGCACAUGAAGAAGAGCCACCCGGGCUGCGGCCGCAGCGCCAACCGCCAGGGUUACCGUAGCAACGGCUCCUACGUGGACGGCUGGUUCGGAGGGGAGUGCGGCAGCGGCAACCCGUACUACCUGCUGUGCGGAGGCUGCAGGGAGAAGUACCUGGCCAUCAAGAGCAAGGCCAAAGUCCCCAUCGUGGAGCGGUAUAAGGGACAAGCUCCGGACCUCCUGGGGAAGCAGGACAGCGUCUAUGAAGAGGACUGGGACAUGCUGGACGUCGACGAAGACGAGAAGCUGACUGGCGAGGAAGAGUUCGAGCUCCUGGCCGGACCGCUGGGCCUCGGCGAGCGCCGGAUCGUCCCCGAGGCCGUCCAGUUCUCCGACAGCGACCCGCUGGGGGCCUCCGUCGCCAUGGUGACGGCCAGCAACAGCAUGGAGGAGACCCUGCUGCAGAUCGGCUGUCAGACCUCGGUGGAUAAGUGCUCAUCGGGCAGGGUGACCCUCGGCGAGCAGGCGGCCGCCCUCCAGAACCCCCACGACCGGGUGAUGGCGCUCAGGAGGGUGACGGCCGCCGCCCAGGUGCUGCUGGCCCGGACCAUGGUGAUGAGAGCCCUGUCGCUGCUGUCUGUCAGCGGCUCCAGCUGCAGCCUGGCAGCCGGUCUGGAGUCUCUGGGUCUGACGGACAUCCGGACCCUGGUCAGGCUCAUGUGUCUGGCGGCCGCCGGCCGAGCCGGUCUCUCCACCAGCCCCACGUCGGGCUCCGGUCACGGCGAGAGGCCCCGCGGGGCCGCCAAGGCCAGCAAGCCCAUCUCCUGCCUGGCGUACCUCAGCACCGCCGUGGGCUGCUUGGCCUCCAACAGUCACAACGCCGCCAAGCUGCUGGUGCAGCUCUGCACCCAGAACCUGAUCUCUGCAGCGACCGGCAUGAACCUGACGACGGUGGACGACCCCAUCCAGAGGAAGUUCCUGCCCAGCUUCCUGCGCGGCGUCGCCGAGGAGAACAAGCUCGUCACCUCGCCCAACUUCGUGGUCACUCAGGCUCUGGUGGCGCUGCUGGCCGACAAAGGGGCCCGGCUCAGACCCGCCUACGACAAGGCGGACAUGGAGAAGAGAGGUCUAAUUGCGCAUUUGUAUGCCCACCCUUCCCAUAACCCCUCCGCUGUAGGGCCUCUGGAGCUGGCCAACGCUCUGGCGGCCUGCUGCCUGUCCUCCCGGCUGUCCUCGCAGCACCGCCAGUGGGCCGCCCAGCAGCUGGUCCGCACGCUGGCCGCCCACGACCGCGACAACAACCACAGCCGGCCGCAGACCUUCGCCGACAUGGCGGGGGACCUGCGGAAGUGCUCCUUCAUCAAGCUGGAGGCGCACCAGAGCAGAGUCAUCACGUGCGGGUGGUGCAGUAAGAAAGGCCUGCUGGCUACCAGUGGCAACGAUGGGACGGUGAGGAUGUGGAACGUCACCAAGAACCAGUACACGCUGCAGCAGACCUGCAUCUUCAACAAGGAUGACGGCUGCUCUGCAGACUCCGGUCUGGGCUCCCCCAGCGACCCCUGCAUGUCCCCUCUGGCCUGGAGCGUCACCGGGAAAUACCUGGCGUCAGCCAUGGAGAAGCUGGUGAACAUCUGGCAGGUCAACGGCGGUAGAGGCCUCCUGGCCGUGCAGCCCCACUGGGUGUCUGCUCUGGCUUGGCCUGAAGAGGAGUCCGAGUCCCUCUGGCUCGGGGAGCCCCGGGACCUGCUGCUGGUGGGCCGGAUGGACGGCUCUCUGGGCCUCAUCGAGGUGCUGGACGCCUCCAGCAUGCAGCGCACCGAGCUGGAGCACUGCUGCAGGAAGGACGUGGCCGUGAUGCACGUCGCCUGGUACAGCGAGGACAGGCCGUUCGCCGUCGGCUACGCGGACGGAAAGCUGCUCAUCGGGUCCACGGAGCCUCUGGAGAAAGACGCCAUCGUGGUCAUCGACGCCCACAAGGAGUCCAUCUCCAGCAUGAAGUGGAGUCCCAACGGUCAGGUGCUGCUCACCUGUGCCAAAGAGGAGAUGGUGAAGCUGUGGGCCAGUCCGGACUCCCACCCCGGCUCCGGCUGGCGCUGCCUGCAGAGCCUCCGACACCCGUCCCCGGUUAACGGCGUGGCGUGGUGCGGCCUGCUGGGACGCGGCCCCAAGCCCCUCGGCAUGUUGGCCAUAUGCUGCCAGAACGGCCACGUCUCCGUCUGGACCGUCCCUCAGAACGUCUCCGGCUUCCCAGAUUCCUCUGAGUCCGAGGGAUGUUGGGAGAACGAAGCCAAGCAUAAAUUCAGGUCUCCCCGGUGGUCGGGCAGAGGAGCCACCUGUGUCUUCCAGCUGAAGGGCCACAUCACCCCGGUGAGGACGCUGGCCUUCAGCCCCGACGGCCUGGCUCUGGCCUCCGGAGGAGUGGGGGGGCUCAUGAACAUCUGGUCCCUGCGGGACGGGUCGGUGCUCCAGUCAGUGGUAGCCGGUUCAGGUGCGAUCCAGAACAUUGUCUGGAUCCCAGAUGUGGGCGUCGCCGUCUGCUCCAACAGGUCCAAGGACGUGCUGGUCGUGAACUGCUCCAAAGAGUUCAUGGCGUCCCACCACGUGCUCGCCACUUGCCGCACGGCUCUGAAGAAGCAGGGCGUGGUGGGCCUCAACAUGGCGCCCUGCAUGAGGGCCUUCCUGGAGAGGCUCCCCGUCAUGCUGCAGGAGCAGUACGCCUACGAGAAGCCCCACGUGGUGUGCGGCGAGCAGCUCGUCCACAGCCCCUACAUGCAGUGCCUCGCCUCGCUGGCCGUGGGGCUCCACCUGGACCAGCUCCUGUGCCGCCCCCCGGCGCCGCCCAACCUCCGGCACUGCCCGCCGGAGUCCGGCGUGGCCGUCUGGUGCGCCGGCGAGUGGGCCUGGUUGGACUGCUUCUCCACCACGGUGAAGGCGGCCGAGGCCCUCGCUCGGGGCGCCACCUUCUCCGAGUCGUUCUCCGUGCCCGACCUGGAGCCCGUGCCCAAAGACGAGCUGGCUCUGCUCAUGGACAACAGCAAAUGGGCGCCUGGGAUGGACGAGCAGAUCAUGUCCUGGGCCACCUCCAGACCAGAGGACUGGCACCUCGGGGGGAAGUGUGACGUGUACCUGUGGGGUGCAGGGCGACACGGCCAGCUGGCUGAGGCCGGCAGGAACAUCCUGGUGCCCACGACCGCUCCGUCCUUCUCUCAGGCUCAGCAGGUGGUGUGCGGUCAGAACUGCACCUUCGUGAUCCAGCCCAACGGGACGGUGCUGGCCUGCGGCGAGGGAAGCUACGGCCGCCUGGGGCAGGGCAACUCUGACGACCUGCACCUGCUCACCGUGGUGUCGGCUCUUCAAGGUUUCGUGGUGACCCAGCUGGUGACGUCGUGCGGUAGCGACGGUCACUCCAUGGCGCUGACGGAGAGCGGCGAGGUGUUCAGCUGGGGCGACGGUGACUACGGCAAGCUGGGCCACGGCAACAGCGACCGGCAGCGCCGCCCGAGGCAGAUCGAGGCGCUGCAGGGGGAGGAGGUGGUGCAGAUGUCCUGUGGGUUCAAACACUCGGCCGUGGUGACGGCGGACGGGAAGCUUUUCACUUUUGGAAACGGUGAUUACGGCCGACUGGGUUUGGGGAACACGUCCAACAAGAAGCUCCCGGAGAAGGUCACGGCUCUGGAGGGGUACCACGUGGGACAGGUGGCGUGCGGUCUGAACCACACGUUGGUCGUCUCCGCCGACGGGAUGAUGGUUUGGGCUUUCGGUGACGGAGACUACGGCAAACUGGGACUCGGCAACUCCACGGCCAAGUCGUCCCCUCAGAAGGUGGACGUGCUGUGUGGAACCGGCAUCAGCAAAGUGGCGUGCGGAACCCAGUUCUCCGUGGCUUUGACCAAAGAUGGCAAAGUGUUCACGUUCGGCCAAGACCGCCUGAUCGGCUUACCAGAGGGCCGGGCCAGGAACCACAACCGGCCCCAGCAGGUGCCGGCCCUGUCGGGGGUCCACAUCCAGGACGUGGCUGUGGGGGCGGAGCACACGCUGGUGCUCUCCUCCACGGGGGACGUUUACACCUGGGGCAGCAACUCCGAGGGACAGCUCGGUCUGGGCCACACGAACCACGUCAGGGAGCCGGCGGCGGCCUCGGCGCUGCAGGAGAAGAACAUCCACCAGAUCUCCGCCGGACGCUGCCACAGCGCCGCCUGGUCGGCUCCCUCUGUGCCGCCUCGCGCUCCAGGCUCGUCGGUUCCUCUCCAGCUGGGUCUCCCCGCGGCGGUUCCUCCUCAGUACAGCGGGCUGAGGGAGGUCAGCAUGGAGGCGGUGAGGGCUCGCCUGCGCCUCCUCUACCACUUCUCCGACCUCAUGUACUCCUCGUGGAGACUCCUCAACCUCAGCCCCAACAACCAGAGCUGCACGUCUCACUACAACGCCGGCACCUGGGGGCUGGUCCAGGGCCAGCUGAGGCCCCUGUUGGCCCCCAGAGUCUACACGCUGCCCAUGGUGCGCUCCAUCGGCAAGACCAUGGUCCAGGGCAAGAACUACGGCCCCCAGAUCACCGUCAAGCGCAUCUCCACGCGGGGGCGCAAGUGCAAACCCAUCUUCGUGCAGAUCGCCCGUCAGGUGGUGAAGCUGAACGCCUCCGACCUCCGCCUGCCGUCCCGCGCCUGGAAGGUGAAGCUGGUGGGCGAGGGCGCCGACGACGCGGGCGGCGUGUUCGACGACACCAUCACGGAGAUGUGCCAGGAGCUGGAGACGGGAGUGGUGGACCUGCUCAUCCCCGCCCCCAACGCCACGGCCGAGGUGGGCUACAACCGAGACCGGUUCCUCUUCAACCCGUCCUCCUGCCUGGACGAGCACAUGCUCCAGUUCAGGUUCCUGGGCAUCCUGAUGGGCGUGGCCAUCCGCACCAAGAAGCCCCUGGACCUCCACCUGGCUCCGCUGGUGUGGAAACAGCUGUGCUGCAUCCCGCUGGUGCUGGAGGACCUGGAGGAGGUGGACCUCCUCUACGUGCAGACGCUCAAGAGCAUUCUUCACAUUGAAGACGGCGGCAUCACCGAGGAGAACUUCCACGAGAUGAUCCCUCUGGACUCCUUCGUGGGGCAGAGUGCAGACGGGAAGAUGGUGCCCAUCAUCCCGGGAGGAAACAGCAUCCCGCUCUCCUUCUCCAACAGGAAGGAGUACGUGGAGCGAGCCAUCGAGUACCGGCUGCACGAGAUCGAUCGCCAGGUGGCGGCGGUGCGUGAGGGCAUGUCGUGGAUCGUGCCGGUGCCGCUGCUCUCGCUGCUGACGGCCAAGCAGCUGGAGCAGAUGGUGUGCGGCAUGCCGGAGAUCUGCUGCGACGUGCUGAAGAAGGUGGUGCGCUACAGGGAGGUGGACGAGCAGCACUCCCUGGUGCAGUGGUUCUGGCAGACGCUGGAGGAGUUCUCCAACGAGGAGCGGGUCCUCUUCAUGCGCUUCGUCUCCGGACGCUCCCGGCUGCCCGCCAACACGGCCGACAUCUCCCAGAGGUUUCAGAUCAUGAAGGUGGACCGGCCGUACGACAGCCUGCCGACCUCUCAGACCUGCUUCUUCCAGCUGCGCCUGCCUCCGUACUCCAGCCAGGCCGUCAUGGCCGAGCGGCUGCGCUACGCCAUCAACAACUGCCGCUCCAUCGACAUGGACAACUACAUGCUGUCCAGGAACGUGGACAACGCCGAGGGCUCCGACACGGACUACUGACCCUGAACCCCACACGGGAAACACUUUUUAAAAGAACCCAUUUUAUGUACUUUCAAACAGCAGAGUUUCGUUUCUCCUGGUGGUUUAUUAGCAGUUUUUAAAAAUGACACACAGAUCCACGCGAGAAGUGCAUUUAGUGUUAAUGUGUUCUUUUUGCCCAUUACUCCACAUCCCAUUUUCAGGGUUUCUGCAUGGAGGUUUGUUUAUUUGUUUGGACAUGUGUAUAAAAUAUUCAAGCGGUCGGUCCGGAGGGAGAAAAGAAUAUUGUACAUUGUGUAAAAUGCUUCAUUAGGAAAAUGUUUUGCAUAAUAUCCAUAUUUAUUGUUUUCAUUGCCUAUGCCGAGUUCCCCAAAGCAUUAAAACAACAACAACAACAAUAAAUGCUGCGUAACCGAG
This is a messenger RNA of Cyclopterus lumpus (lumpfish), 15525 nucleotides long. RefSeq names its product HECT and RLD domain containing E3 ubiquitin protein ligase family member 1 (gene herc1). Gene Ontology annotation, molecular function: protein binding; ubiquitin-protein transferase activity. The record is from RefSeq and is a predicted model, not a curated record. Bases 256 to 15129 code for a protein of 4957 amino acids. Lineage: Eukaryota; Metazoa; Chordata; Actinopteri; Perciformes; Cyclopteridae. The transcript is spliced from 79 exons.